Molecule: messenger RNA, 1159 nt
Organism: Geodia barretti
Lineage: Eukaryota; Metazoa; Porifera; Demospongiae; Tetractinellida; Geodiidae
Source: the annotation of a GenBank genome assembly
ACACCACGAGAGAGAAAGAGAAAUGGAGAGAAUAGCGAGAGAGUGAGCUCAGUACAGCGAGCCCAGUACAGCGAGCCCUUAGCGUCAGAAACCGUACAAGAGACCGUCAGCAGCUAGCAACGAGUAGAAGGCAGCCAGCGACCAAGAUGCACGCAGACUGCACUAGAGCCGAGCUAGCUCCUAAAUUACAGUGAGGGUACACGCCCACUCUUAUCCGCAUGCCUGCUGCGUCUCCGUACCAGACCGCAUGGGAAUGGGAGUGGAACUACAGAUUAGGAGGCGGAGCUGCACGUGCACGAAGAGUGGAAAAGAUGUCAAGCCGACGACGAGUCCAGUUGUUUUACGACGUUCUCUCUCCCUACAGCUGGGUGGCCUUCGAGGUAUUAUGUCGCUACCAGAACAAGUGGAAGAUCAGCCUCGAGCUGCGCCCUUUCUUCCUCAGCGGCAUCAUGCAAGGAGCAGACAACAGGCCACCAGGUGUGGUGCCUGCAAAGGCUCGAUACAUGGGGAAAUACUUGAGGAGACUGGCAGAGUAUUUUAGAAUUCCUCUCCAGACACCAAGUAAUGUCAGCGAAGUAUUGUUCGUGAAGGGGUCGCUUUCUGCAAUGCGGUUGCUAACAGCAACCAAAGUGACUUCGCAGGAGCAUGUGGAGGUGUUGUCACGGCAACUGUGGAAGAGAAUCUGGGGCAUGGACCAGGAUAUAUCGGAGGAGCGGAGUCUGAGGGAAGCCUGCAAAGCAUCAGGGAUCGAUCAGGAGAUGACGGACAAUCUGAUUGGUCAGAUUGUCCAGCCGGAGGUGAAGGAAGAGCUGAAGAGGUCCACACAAGAGGCUCUGGAUCUGGGGGCAUUCGGAGCUCCGUUCAUAGUGGUUCAUGUUGAUGGGAAGCCAGAGCGGUUCUUUGGGGGUGACAGAUUUGAGCUUAUUGCACACAUUCUCGGUGAAAAGUGGGAGGGACCACUAUUAGACUAUGCAGCCAAGAUUUAACGUUUCAUUAUGCUGAUGUAUUUCAGCGACAGUUUCGUAAAUUAUUUUUUUACAAAAUUGAAGAUAGCGAAGUGAAAGUGAAAAAUGUUUCAGAGUUCCUCAUGUGGUUGAUGAUCGUGAGGGAAACCCCCUCCCCCUUCCUCUUCUUCCUCCUCCCACUCAUCACCAAGCUC